AUGGCAGAGACAGCUCCACCGGAAGCCACCCAGCAGUCGCUGUUAACGGCGGAGACAGCAUCACUCACAACUCCAUCACCACCAGAAUCCGCUUUUGUAGAUGAAACUGAGCCACCUCUGGCUUCGGUGGCUCUUGCAUCAGAGAAAGAGGCGCUACCACCAAGUGAACCGCCACUUACAGUCGAGGAGAGGCUGAAAGAAGCCGUUACUGUUAUAGAAAAGGAUACCCCUCUAUCACCAACGCUCGCGGUGGAGCAUGUAUCCUUCACCUCCACUGAAAAAGAAACCAUCCCAGCACCAUCGGUAUCACAGCCUCUAGCUGCAGCACUGGAAGUGCCACAAGAGUCUGAAUCACCAACUCGGAAAGAAGAAGUAGAACCCAAAAAAUCAAAGCCAAUGGAAAAGAAAAAAGCUCCAGAAUCAAUGGUAUCUUUCAAAGAAGAGAGCAAUAUACUAUCAGAUCUCUCAGAUUUCCAGCGUAAAGCAUUAGAAGAAUUUAAAACCGUCGUCCAGGAGGCACUUAACACCGGUGUUUUCACCUUGGCAUCGCCCUCAGAUACCUCGAAUUUACCCGAAGAAGUAUCCAUCUGGGGUGUGCCUUUAUUAAAAGACGAUAGGAGUGAUGUGAUAUUGCUGAAGUUUCUACGAGCACGAGACUUUAAGGUGAAAGAAUCUUCCACCAUGUUGAAAAACACUAUAAAAUGGCGAAAAGAAAUCAAUAUUGACGAACUGCUAAAGGAAGAUUUGGGGGAUGAUCUUGAAAAAGUUGUAUUUACGCACGGGCACGACAAGGAUUGGCACCCGGUGUGUUAUAAUGUGUACGGGGAAUUUCAGAACAAGGAAUUGUAUACAAAAACAUUUGGGGACGAUGAAAAAAGAAAGAAAUUUUUGAAGUGGAGGAUUCAGUUUCUUGAAAGGAGUAUAAGGAAGUUGGAUUUUUCUCCUGGUGGCAUUAACACUAUCUUUCAAAUUAGUGAUCUCAAGAACUCUCCUGGACUGGGGAAAAAGGAGCUUCGCAUUGCCACUAAACAGGCAUUGCAGGUUCUGCAGGACAAUUAUCCUGAGUUUGUGACAAAACAGGUGUUCAUCAAUGUUCCUUGGUGGCACUUGGCUUUCUACACCAUGAUGAGUCCCUUCUUGACCCAGCGGACGAAAAGCAAGUUUGUGUUUGCUAGCCCAUUGAGAACUCCAGAAACUCUAUUCAAGUACAUAUCUCCUGAGCAAGUACCUAUUCAAUAUGGUGGUCUUAGUGUAGAUUUCUGUGAAUGCAACCCGGAGUUCACUGUUGAUGAUCCAGCCACAGAGAUUACUGUGAAACCAGCAACCAAGCAGACUGUGGAAAUUAUAGUUAAUGAGAAAUGCAUUAUUGUUUGGGAGCUUCGGGUGGUCGGCUGGGAAGUGAGCUACCGUGCUGAGUAUGUUCCUAAUACUGAAGGUGGGUAUACUGUAAUCAUAGAGAAGGCGAGGAAGAUGACCCCAACAGAUGAGCCCGUAAUCUGUAAUAGUUUUAAAAUUAUUGAGCUAGGUAAGAUACUACUCACUGUCGACAACCCUACAGUAAAGAAGAAGAAGCUGCUUUACCGAUUCAAGAUGAGUCCAAUUUAUUUAAGACUUGGCUCUGCCUAUCACAAAAGGCCUGGCAGUGUGCCGGAAUCCUGGAUCAAGAUGGUCCAGAGGAACAGUGCUAAAUUGGACUUCGGGUCAGCCCAGGCCUCCCCUUUAACGACCUGGCCAAUCCCUUUGACAGAACUACCCCUAUGA
Messenger RNA from Fraxinus pennsylvanica, 1761 nucleotides. Lineage: Eukaryota; Viridiplantae; Streptophyta; Magnoliopsida; Lamiales; Oleaceae. The record is from the annotation of a GenBank genome assembly.